Molecule: messenger RNA, 2771 nt
Organism: Epinephelus fuscoguttatus (brown-marbled grouper)
Lineage: Eukaryota; Metazoa; Chordata; Actinopteri; Perciformes; Serranidae
Product: type-1 angiotensin II receptor-like
Exons: 2
Coding region: 857-1819 (320 amino acids)
Biological process (GO): neuropeptide signaling pathway
Cellular component (GO): membrane
Molecular function (GO): G protein-coupled peptide receptor activity
Source: RefSeq, a predicted model, not a curated record
UGUCCACAGACAGACAGACAGCCAUAUAAACACCCCAAAAUGGUGUCUGUGGUAGUUCCUGCUACAGUUGGUGUCACCUGGACCACAUCGGUAAUGAUGACACACACACACACACACACACUCACAAGGUGAUAACAAUACCAUCCAUGAUAAUGAAAUACAAAAUAAUGAAUUGAGCUACAUCGUUUCAUUAUUUACCGUUUUAUAUAUUUACAUAAUGAAUUCACACUCAGCAUUAUUUCAUAAUGUCUCAUCUACCUAUUUUGUACCGUGGGGCUCCGUACUGGAGUUGUUCACAUCUGUUUGUCAGACUUCCUUUCCUGUGGGUUUUGGGGGGUUUCUGGGGUAUUUCAGAGUUGUUCGUAACAGGUGUGGUAUAGUAUCAGACACCUAUGAGACUGUUGUAAUGCUUAAAGAUGACUGGAUGCUGAGCAGCUCCAAGAUUAAGAAAUACAAAUGGUGCAGCUUUGUGAGUUUUAGAUGAAAGUGAACCCACAGCCACAUUAGCAGCUCUGUGUGGUUGUACUUGAAGCUCCAGUCACUUUAAAUCUGCCUCAACUUCAAAUAUCCCAUAUGUGGUAUUUCAACAUGGAGCCAUAAAAGGAUCUGAGUUGUUACUGUACAAAUCAAAGACAAACUAGAUAUACUGUAGUUUUGAAGGCACUAAAACCAACUUCUUAGUAACCGUAAACCUUCCCCUCAUACACCAAGACCGCUAGUGUGGGCACGUAUAAAUAUGACGUUGGUUUAACAGAAACUGUAUCCAGGGCAUUCAGCCUGUGCUCGACACCAGAAGAAGCAUUUCUAUCUGUCAGAUUUGCUCUUUUUCAUCUUCCUCCUUUAUUCUCCAUCCACGAUGACUGCUGACAGCAGCUUCAACACCUCCUGCUCCCUUAACUCCUCCAUGAACAACUGCUCCUCCUCAGAAACGUCUCCGUCCUCCAGCCUCCAUCCCUGGUACAUCGUCGCAGGUGUGCUGAUCUCAGUCAGUUGCGUGCUUGGUAUCCCUGCUAACAUCACCGUGAUAGUAAAACUCAGUCAGCAACUGCGGGGCUCCACCAUGUCGCAGCGCCUCUUCUUCAACCUGGCAGUGUCAGACCUCCUCUGCCUGUUCUACCUGACCGCUGGCGUGGUCAUUUUCUUCAAUGGUAUACAUUUGACAGAAGGAGUCUGUUCGCUUCUCUUUUACUUCUUCUUUUUCUGCAUCACCUCCGACUCGAACAUUCUGGUGCUGAUAAGUAUUCAGAGGUACUAUCAGAUUCUUCACCACAAGAAAUGGUCCAAGCUGAAGCGGAUAUGGCAGCGUGUUUCACUGUUUGCUGUGUGGAUGCUCGGAGCCCUGGUGGCUCUUCCAGCUGUGUUUUUACUAAGAGAGGUGGAAAUCGAGGACGAGUGGACUGACGGUCACUCCUGCAAGAAUAAGAGGAUUGAGCCGGUGCUUGAAACAUUCUACAUCUCAUUUAUGGUUUUCAGCCAGUUUGUCGUGUUGUCCUUCUACCUGCUACUUGUUAGAGGGGUCAAUCGAGCUCAAAUGCCUGCCAAGAAACAGGACAAAACAAAUAAACUUUUCAUGCGAAUAAUCGCCGUCUCUCUGGUUUUUGGCUUUUCUCCUCUCGUUCUUCGCACAAUGUACGUGGCUGCUCUUUUCACGGAAUCAGACAGACUGCUUCGAGUCAGUAAGAUGCUGACAUUUGUGGAAUGUUUAUACUUUUUCAAUCCCUGUCUGAAUCCAUUCCUGUAUUUCUUCGCGUCUCGGCAUUACAGAAAAGAAGGCGGCACAAAGAGAAGGUGUCUCCUCAUGCCACUUAAUGACGUAUAAUACAUGUUCAAUCGCAGUCCAGUUGUUGAGGUUUUGUGUUCUUGUUUUCAGUUUUGUGAUUUAUCAUUUCAUGUGUGAUUUGUUACCCCCCUGUGUCACUUGUUUCAGAUUCCUCACUUCCUGCCCUCGUGUUUCCCGCCUGGGUGAUUAACUACCCCACCCUGAUUAGUUUCACCUGGCUUUCAUUACCCUCUCUUCCUUGUGUAUUCAGUGUGUGUCAUUCCUUUUGUCUGUGCCAGUUGGUCUUCACUGUUCUAGUAAGCGUUCCGUCAUCUAUACCGACUUCUGAAAUCUUCAAGUAAAGACUUUAAUUUUUCAUGGUUCCACCAUUAUUAUCGCUUGUACGUCCAGAUAAUAUGGUCCCUGCAUUAUUAAUGGUUUCAUGUUUUAUACUUCUUCAGACUAACUGAUUGAUUGUCUUGAUUGAUCAAGUUCAGAUAAACUUGAUCAAGUUAAGUACAAAAAUUUCUGUAAAUGUUUCUGUUGUUUUUAAUUUUACUACUGUUGCCUCUUUUUAAUAUAUCUAUUAUUAAAUUAAUUUGUUUGUUUUAGUUUGUGCUUUAAUUUUUACAGCAUGUCAUGGAACCUUUAAACAAUGAUUAAAUGUUUUUUUAAUAUUUCUUUGUCGUAUUUUGGACAACCUGAAAUCUUGAUCAGAUGGUGGCGCUACAUAAAAAGUUAUGAAACAACUUAUCCUGAGAGGAACGUGAAUGUCUGCCAUCCCAAGUGCUAUCAAUGUGCUUCAUCGCAAAUAGCACUCUGGCUGUAUUCCUUGAACUUCCUUUGCACUCUUUGCACUUUGCAGUCUUGUAUAUGUGUAGCUACUUAGUAUGGUAUGAAUUUCCAUUUCCUUGCUCUGGCUCUGUUGAUUAAUGGCUUUAAUGUGUUGUUGAUGAUCUUUGUAUUUUGAUUUUAGGUUUUUAUGUGAACCCUGGCAACUAAAUAAAUUUCC